This is a messenger RNA of Gopherus flavomarginatus (Mexican gopher tortoise), 939 nucleotides long. RefSeq names its product olfactory receptor 52N4-like. Gene Ontology annotation, cellular component: membrane. Gene Ontology annotation, biological process: G protein-coupled receptor signaling pathway. Gene Ontology annotation, molecular function: G protein-coupled receptor activity; olfactory receptor activity. Bases 1 to 939 code for a protein of 312 amino acids. The transcript has a single exon. The record is from RefSeq and is a predicted model, not a curated record. NCBI's taxonomy places the organism in Eukaryota, Metazoa, Chordata, Testudines, Testudinidae.
AUGGCAGGUAUCAACCUCACCCCCUCUGACCCUUCCACUUUCAUCCUAUUGGGUAUCUCUGGCCUGGAAUCUGCCCAUGAAUGGAUUUCCAUCCCUUUCGGUAUAUUGUACAUUAUUGGCCUGUCGGGAAAUGUCACACUUCUGUUUGUUGUAGGCAAAGAGCAGACCCUGCACAAGCCAAUGUACCUGCUGUUCUGCAUGCUUUCACUCACAGACAUUGCCACAUCUACCUUGGUUGUGCCAAAGGCACUGUGUAUAUUUUGGUUCAAUUUGAAAGGCAUUACUGUGGGUGGCUGCCUCACCCAGAUGUUCUUCCUUCACACGAUUUCUAUUACGCAGUCAGCCGUCCUUGUAAUAAUGGCCUUUGAUCGCUAUGUUGCCAUAUGUAGCCCUCUGAGAUAUACCACCAUCCUCACCAAUGGACGAAUAGCUAAGCUAGGGCUAGUGGGUUUUUUAAGAGCUGUUCUCUUCAUUCUUCCCCUGCCCCUGCUCCUCAGCAGGCAGCCAUUCUGUGCCAACCACAUUAUCCCCAACACGUACUGUGAGCACAUAACUGUGGUGAAGAUGUCAUGUGGGGACAUCACAGUUAACAAGAUGUACGGCUUGGUUAUAGCAUUUGUGGUCAUCGGGUUAGAUCUGGCACUCAUAGUCCUGUCCUAUGGCCUGAUUAUCAGGGCUGUCCUCCGAAUCCCCUCCACGAAAGCCCACCAAAAAGCCCUCAACACUUGCACAGCCCACAUGUUUGUGAUGCUUAUGUAUUAUACUCCCGGCCUCUUCUCCAUCCUGACAAACCGAUUCGGUAAGGGCAUUGCUCCCUACAGUCACAUCAUCUUGAGCAACCUCUAUCUUCUUGUUCCUCCCAUGCUCAACCCUAUCAUUUAUGGGGUCAAAAACAAAGAGCUUCGUGACAAAGUGGGCAAAUACACCUGCAGAAGUUAA